GAUAUAGUUCCCAUGCUACCUCCAAGCCGUAUCUCAUACGUCCACGGUGGAGUUGAAUAUCUCAUUACCAGUACGAAACUACCACACUUACCAAAGGACAUACAACGGGUGGGAGUAUACAAUUAUGACGACUCUAAGUCAGUUAGUGCUGACCUUGACAAGAUUUUACGGAUUAUACCUGAGAUUUUUACCAAUUUUGAACAUGUUCACUACUUUGUUAAAAUUUCUGGUUGUAACUAACGUGGCUGCAAAAAAGAUAGAUUCUCGCAAUUGUGGCCUUUCAAAGUUGCAAACAUGAUAUCCAGCUUUUUACUAUUGGUAAUAUUUUUGAUUACCGGUGGUUUGGGUGCUACCGAGUACAAGAACACAGUGGAUAGUUAUCCAUCUGACUACAAGCUGCUUGUGGAGUACGCGAACAUAGCGUCCUUUGCGUAUUGUGUCAAGCACGGGUUACAACCCGGUCCCCUUGGGAAAAAACUGUCACAGUGUCCUAUUGCAAGGUGCCAGUUGGAUGAGUACAAAGGCUUACAAGUUAUUUCUACCUUCAACUUCAACGAGAUGGGAGAUGUCGGAGCGGGGUUAUAUGCCAUUGACAUCAGAAGUAAACGGAUCAUUUUGGUGUACAGAGGUACAAGCUCCAGACGAGACGGGCUUGCGAAUAUUGAUAUAUUCCCCAUGAAAUAUGAACCUUUGAUCAACUUGGUCAAUGGAUAUGAGAAAGUGGGUUGUGACGGAUGCCGUGUCCACAGAGGUUUCUACAAUUUCCUUAAGAAAGAUGCUUACAGUAUUGUAACUGAGGUUAAUCAGCUCUGGAAACAGCAUAAGGAUUACCAGUUGGUUGUAGUAGGACAUUCUCUAGGGGCAACGUUGGCUCUUUUAAGUGGUAUUGAACUUCAACUUAUGGGCUUGAAUCCACUUGUUAUCACCUAUGCCAGCCCUAAAAUUGGAAAUAAAGAGAUGAUGAUGUUUGUGGACACUUUAUUUGAGAGUGAGAAAGUUGCAGCCAUGUCCUUGGAACAUAAAGAAUUGCACCACGGAUACAUCCGAGUGGUUCAUGAAGGCGAUAUUGUGCCUCUGCUUCCCCCCACCAGCGUUUACCGACACGGUGGAGUGAAAUAUGUGAUUAACAAACCAGAACUUCCUCAUUCUCCAGAAAACAUACUUCGCGAGGGAAUGUCUCUGUACGCCUGGGACGUUUCAAACAUGGACUACAGUAAACCAGCGAUUCUCCAGAACUUGAACCCGAUAUUCCAGGAGAAGGAGGCACACUCCUCCUACUUUGUGAAAAUCACUGGUUGCACCUAACGUUAGUUAUACAAUUAUUUACAAGCAAUAGCCAACAUCAGCUCUGGAAUACACACUUUAUUUCUGGUUUUUCCCUUUUUCUCCCCGUCCUUUAGUUCAAAGUCAUUCAACUUUUGCCAGCCGGACCACGAGACAUAGUUCAAACUGGCCAACUUGUCGUCCACCUCAUAUGAAGUUGGGUUGGUGUGUACGCCAUUAGCGAGAUCCUGAAUCAUGUUCUCAGCAGUGUCGAAAGAGUCCAUCAUAGUGGAGGCAAUCACCCCUUUAGGCCCAUUUUUGAUCCAACCGGACGUGUAGAACCCAGCCUUAUACACCGGCAGUUUUGGGUCGGAGGUCUGGGAAGAAAUCACUCUUCCACCGCCAUUGAGAAUUCGAUUCUGUCUGUCAUCAAAAGUCAUUUCAUUAGCAUCAAAUUCAUUGAGAGCCGAGCCCUUGUAUCCGAUGGAAAGAAUCACCAAGUCGUUCUCAAGCUCCACGGUGUCGGUGUUGGUAGAAGCGACUAUUUUGUACCCGUCGUUGUCAGGCACUAUUUCGUUUCUCGAGAAAAUAGUUUUACAUAAAAGCUGAGGAUCAUCUUCACUGGCCACAAACGCAACAGGCGUCUUUAAGUACUGAAGUGACCAGGAUUUCUCUGCCUCGAUGUCUGACACCUCAAGUUUAGAAUACUUGUCGAGAAUUGAAACUCUUCUCUUAUUGACUCUAUCCAACUUCUUCACAAAACCAGCAAGAGCAUCGUACAUAUCGUCACUCACAGGUACAAAUCUGACCUUCCCGGUGUUGCUCAACUCUAACAACUCUCUUAGCUCCUUGUUGGU
This is a messenger RNA of Yamadazyma tenuis ATCC 10573, 2120 nucleotides long. RefSeq names its product lipase family protein. Gene Ontology annotation, biological process: lipid metabolic process. The record is from RefSeq and is a predicted model, not a curated record. NCBI's taxonomy places the organism in Eukaryota, Fungi, Ascomycota, Pichiomycetes, Serinales, Debaryomycetaceae.